Messenger RNA from Suncus etruscus (white-toothed pygmy shrew), 1551 nucleotides. RefSeq names its product protein O-mannose kinase (gene POMK). Lineage: Eukaryota; Metazoa; Chordata; Mammalia; Eulipotyphla; Soricidae. Gene Ontology annotation, biological process: protein phosphorylation; carbohydrate phosphorylation; protein O-linked glycosylation. The transcript is spliced from 3 exons. The record is from RefSeq and is a predicted model, not a curated record. Gene Ontology annotation, cellular component: endoplasmic reticulum membrane. Gene Ontology annotation, molecular function: ATP binding; carbohydrate kinase activity; protein kinase activity. Bases 16 to 1110 code for a protein of 364 amino acids.
AGGAUAUACUGAGCAAUGAAAUUGCUGGUAGCCUAUGAGGAUGACAUGGAGAAGAACAUGGAGAAGAAACUCCAGAAUGGCAGAAAAGGCCCUGCCCAAAGGGAAGUACCCCACAUUGUGGGGCUGCUGCUUGCUAUGGCCCUCAUGAACAUGCUUCUCUAUCUCUUCCUGGACUGGUUCUUCAUUUCCCCGCAACACUCUGUGGUCUACUCCAGCCACUGCCCCCCUGGUUACUUCAGAAUAGGACAGAUGAGAAACUGUUCAGCUUGGCUGUCCUGUGAAGAGCUAAAAGCAGAAGUGCGGCAGCUGGCACGUGUAGGGGAAGGAGCUGUGAAGAGGGUCUUUUUGUCUGAGUGGAAGGAAAAUAAAGUUGCUGUCUCGAGACUCACUAGUUGGGAGGUACAAGAAGAUUUCCGGCAUGGACUACAGAUGCUGAAAUCACUACAAAGCAAAUAUGUUGUCACACUGCUUGGCUAUUGUGAGAAAGACAACAUUAUCCUUACUGAGUAUCACCCAUUGGGCUCCUUGAGCAACUUGGAAGCAACUCUGAACCUUUCCAAGUACCAGAAUGUGAACACGUGGCAGCAUCGACUACAGCUGGCCAUAGAUUAUGUGGGCAUCCUUGACUACCUGCACCACAGCCCUGUGGGCACUCGGGUCAUGUGUGACUCCAGUGACCUGCCCAAGACGCUGUCCCAGUAUUUAUUGACCAGUAACUUCAGCAUUGUGGCCAAUGAUCUGGAUGCCCUGCCCCUGGUGAACCAUAGCUCUGGGACUCUGGUGAAGUGCGGCCACAGGCAGCUUCAUGGGGACUUUGUGGCUCCGGAGCAGCUGUGGCCCCAUGGAGAGGAUAUGCCUUUUCAGGAUGAUCUCAUGCCUCCAUAUGAUGAGAAGGUUGACAUUUGGAAGAUUCCAGAUGUCUCAAGUUUCCUUUUAGGACAUGUGGAAGGGAGUGAUAUGGUCCGCUUCCAUUUGUUUGACAUUCAUAAGGCAUGUAAGAGCCAAACUCCCUCAGAAAGGCCCACUGCCCGAGCUGUUCUGGACACUUAUCACGAAGUUUUGAGUACACUGAGAGACACUUUAAUGCCUCAGACAAGAGAAAUGCUCUAAAAUCCAGUCCUGUAAGCUACCAACAAGGGUGAGGUUUAAGGAACAGAUUGAAUCAUUGCAGGACUUUUUCUCCUGUGAUAUUUUUGCUGCUUAGUCAUUACAUCCCAUUCACGGUGCACGUCAGAGUACAUACUGUCUCUCCCGGUGAUCCAAACAGACAGAAGGUGCUAAGCGAGAGCAAGCCAGACUUAACUGAAGCUGGCUUCACUCCCCUACCAAUCACUUCCUGGGGAAGAUGUGGAGAAGCAGUGAAUCCAACCAGUUCUGCAAUCAACUACAAAGAGACUUUACCUAUCUAAAUAACUGAUCUUAAAAACUGAUGAGAUAUGUGCAUAGAAGAGCUCUUUAAAUGGCCACAUAAGGAGUAACUGAUUUUCCUUUGUACAUUUUUCCCUUUUUAUUCCCACAUGGUCAUCACUAUAUGGGAGGUCUGAAGAGUAC